GUGGAGGGAGUGACCAAUUGAAGUGAGGUCCGCUAUUGGUAGUCUGUUUUAAUUUUUUAAUUUCUAGGUCACCUCGUUCUCAAUAAAAUAAAUAAAAAGUUGGGUCAGUGUAGGCCGUUUGAGCACACAUUCUUUCCGCUCUAUCCUUUUGUUUCCUUUCCACCAUAAUCGUGAAAACAAAAAUUUACAUGCUUAGAGCCGCAAACAUGGAUAAACUCUUAAUCCAACCGUUAGUCGCCCUUGUAAUCUCGUCGUUGAUCGCCGCCAGAGCCUACCGUAGAAAAUCCCUGGACCUCUCAGGGGCAAUCGCGGGUUUUGCUGUCAUGACCAUUCACAUUGCAAUCGGAUACAGGUAUGGAGCUCUGUUGCUCGUGUUCUUUUUCACAUCGUCAAAGCUGACCAAGGUUGGUGAAGACAAGAAGCGUCGCGUUGACGCUGAUUUCAAAGAGGGCGGUCAAAGAAAUUGGGUACAAGUUUUAUCGAACAGCGGGAUUGCUUCAGUCUUGGUUCUUGUUCUGUGGGCGAAAACGGGGUUGCAAGACAAAUGCUUGGACUCGAAAGAGUCGGUUUUCAUUACAUCACUGAUUGGUGGGAUUAUAGGUCACUAUGCUUGCUGCAAUGGAGACACUUGGUCUUCUGAGAUUGGAAUACUUAGCGAUGCUCAGCCUAGGUUAAUCACAACCUUCAAGCCUGUUCGGAAGGGUACAAAUGGUGGAGUUACAAAAGCAGGAUUACUGGCAGCUGCAGCUGCAGGUUCGGUUAUCGGACUCACAUAUGUGGUCUUUGGAUUUCCCACUACAAAAUGUACAUAUGAUGUAGCACUGAAGCAGCUGUUGGUGAUACCCAUUUCUACUCUUGCCGGACUAUGUGGCAGCCUCAUCGAUUCUCUUUUGGGAGCAACACUGCAAUUCAGUGGAUUCUGCACUGUUCGUAAUAAAGUUGUUGGAAAACCAGGGCCAACAGUUAAGAAAAUUUCAGGUCUUAACUAUCUUGACAACAAUGCUGUGAAUGUUGUGUCAAUACUGCUGACAACAAUCCUCACUUCCAUUGCCUGCACUUACAUCUUUUGAAAUUAACCUGCUCAACUGAAUGAUCAUCAGCUCAGAUCAUCCAUGUACCAGCACCUUAGUGCGUGUCCUUGUAAACCAUGAUUUGAAAAAGAGUUUUCUAAAUGCUAACCUACUGAUAAGUGGGCUUCACAGAGUGUUUGAGGAACUGAUACUUGGAGAUGGAUUAGUGAGUUAAGGUAAACACUGGCUGUGAUACACAAUUAUGUACACGAAAUUUGAAAGCAUGUGUUAGCGGAUAACGAUGGUUGCUGUAUCUUGCUCAACAUAUAUUGGGGAUAUAGAGAACGUGUGCAUUUAAUUUACUUCUUUUCCGUCGUG
Molecule: messenger RNA, 1388 nt
Organism: Prunus mume (Japanese apricot)
Lineage: Eukaryota; Viridiplantae; Streptophyta; Magnoliopsida; Rosales; Rosaceae
Product: integral membrane protein (Protein of unknown function DUF92, transmembrane)
Cellular component (GO): membrane
Source: RefSeq, a predicted model, not a curated record